Messenger RNA from Microtus ochrogaster (prairie vole), 4820 nucleotides. It is a transcript of the gene Znf569, whose product is annotated as zinc finger protein 569. Gene Ontology annotation, biological process: regulation of DNA-templated transcription. The record is from RefSeq and is a predicted model, not a curated record. NCBI's taxonomy places the organism in Eukaryota, Metazoa, Chordata, Mammalia, Rodentia, Cricetidae.
GCGGACCCGUUCUGAUUCUUCUCAGUUGCAAGCUGCAGACCCGGGCUGUUAAAACCAGGCCGGAGGGAAGCCGCUGCCCCAAAGACGCUGGGCCGUCAGGGCCGGUGCAGGCCUAAGCCGAUCCCCUUGCUGGGCGCCCUCACCUGGGCACUCUCCCGGUUCGCUCACCGGAGGCCAGACCCGCCCGGCGAGCCGCAGGGCCCUCUGGGAAGUGCUACCCAGCUUCUAACGGACCCAGAGUUCUUCCUCUGCUGAAAAUCCUUUUAGAAACUGAAAAUUGAUUGAAUGUUGGACACCUAUCAGUCACAGUUUUUGGUGCUUGGGAUAGAGCAGUGAAGAGAAGAACCAGCCCCUCAGCUACCAUGAUAUUCACAUCACUGUGGACCAGAUAAUAAACAAACUCAGCCUGCUCAGCCGCCCCUCCCCAAGAAGAGGAAAUGACAGAGUCGAAGGGAACAGUGACAUUCAAAGAUGUGGCUAUAGAUUUCACCGCAGAAGAAUGGGAGCGAUUGGACCCUACUCAGAGGAGCCUGUACCGGAGCGUGAUGCUAGAGAACUACAGCAACCUUGUCACAGUGGGCUCUCCACUCACCAAACCUGAGGUGAUUUUCAAGUUGGAACAAGAGGAAGAACCGUGUGUGGUGGAGAAAGAAGUAUUAAAGAGAUACUGUCCAGGAGAAAAUUGGGAAGUUGAUGAGCACGAGAAAACACAGAACAAACUCUUGAGACAAGUUUUCAAGGAAACAGUGACUGAUGAAGCCAGUGAAUGUCCUAAGAAAUUUGCAAAUACAUUUCCUCCAAAUGCAGAUUCCAUUCCUUCCAGACACAAUCUCUGUGAACAUGACUGCUUUGGAAAGUGCUUAGAACACAAUCUUGAUGACCAUAAUAAUGCAAAAUGCCCAAUAACAGAGGAACAUUUUGAAUAUGAUGAUGCUAUGAAAUCAUUUAAUAAUAGCUCACCCUAUUUUGUAGUGACCCCCUUUAAAUGUAACCAUUGUGGAAAAGGCUUUAGUCAAACCUUGGACCUCAUUAGACACUUGAGAAUUCAUACUGGUGGGAAACUCUAUGAAUGCCACCAGUGUGGAAAAGGGUUUAGCCUCAAGGAAAAACUUAUUAAUCAUCAUAAACUUCAUAGUAGGGAACAGUGUUAUGAGUGUAAUGAAUGUGGGAAAACUUUCAUUAAAAUGUCAAAUCUCAUUAGACAUCAACGAAUUCACACUGGAGAGAAACCAUAUGCAUGCAAGGAAUGUGGAAAAUCCUUCAGCCAGAAAUCUAAUCUCAUUGAUCAUGAAAAAAUUCAUACUGGUGAGAAACCCUAUGAAUGCAAUGAAUGUGAAAAAUCCUUCAGCCAGAAACAAAGCCUCAUUGCACAUCAGAAAGUUCACACUGGGGAGAAACCGUAUGCAUGCAAUGAAUGUGGUAAAGCCUUCCCUCGGAUUGCUUCCCUUGCUCUUCAUAUGAGAAGUCAUACAGGAGAAAAACCUUACAAAUGUGAUAAAUGUGGAAAAUCCUUUUCUCAGUUUUCCAUGCUUAUUAUACACGUGAGAAUCCACACAGGUGAGAAGCCCUACGAAUGUAAUGAGUGUGGAAAAGCCUUCUCCCAAAGCUCAGCGCUCACUGUGCAUAUUAGAAGUCACACAGGUGAAAAACCCUAUGAAUGUAAGGAAUGUAGAAAAUCCUUCAGCCAUAAGAAAAACUUCAUUACACACCAGAAAAUUCAUACCAGAGAGAAACCUUAUGGAUGUAAUGAAUGUGGGAAAGCUUUUAUUCAGAUGUCAAAUCUUGUUAGGCACCAGAGAAUUCAUACCGGAGAAAAACCUUAUAUAUGUAAGGAAUGUGGCAAAGCCUUUAGCCAGAAAUCAAAUCUCAUUGCUCAUGAAAAAAUUCAUUCUGGAGAGAAGCCCUAUGGAUGUAAUGAGUGUGGGAAAGCCUUCAGCCAGAAACAAAACUUUAUUACACAUCAGAAAGUUCAUACUGGAGAGAAACCUUAUGAUUGUAAUAAAUGUGGCAAAGCCUUUUCUCAGAUUGCAUCCCUUACUCUUCAUUUGAGAAGUCACACAGGAGAAAAGCCUUAUGAAUGUGAUAAGUGUGGGAAAGCCUUCUCUCAGUGCUCUUUGCUUAAUUUACAUAUGAGGAGUCACACAGGUGAGAAGCCUUAUGUAUGUAACGAAUGUGGGAAAGCCUUCUCUCAAAGAACUUCCCUUAUUGUGCAUAUGAGAGGCCAUACUGGUGAGAAACCCUAUGAAUGUAACAAGUGUGGAAAAGCCUUCUCCCAGAGCUCAUCCCUUACCAUCCACAUACGAGGUCACACGGGUGAGAAGCCCUUUGACUGCAGCAAAUGUGGAAAAGCCUUCUCCCAGAUCUCAUCUCUGACUCUUCAUAUGAGGAAGCACACGGGAGAAAAGCCCUAUAACUGUAUCGAGUGUGGCAAAGCUUUCAGCCAAAAGUCACACCUUGUUAGACACCAGAGAAUCCACACUCACUAGAAACUCCCUGAACACUGAGUGUAGGAACUGCCUUCCAAUGAAACGAACACCUUCUAGUACAGUACAUGAUCCAUUCUAGGGCAGAGAGCUAUGAGUAUAGGAAAGCCUUGUGAAGAACCCACAUAUUUAUUAGAGAAUUCUCAGUGAGACCACCAAUUGUAUGAGGAAACUGACUGAGGAACUGUGAAUAAACUAAUUGAUAGCUAAUCUGUAUUCUCGUUCAAAUCUGAAAGUAUCUGCUGAGUAUCAACAUACUUGAGCUCCUUGUAUGAAGCAAGAUAAGAAGAUAAGCAACAUAAGAAACAACCUUUGGUAGGCACUAUGAGACUAUGAAAAAGUAGGUUUUGUACAAGAAUGUGUCAAUAAGAAAAUCUAAUAAUUGGGUGGCACGUCUACAAAGUUGCAAAACUUGCUGAUGGUUACAAAAGAAUGCCUGAAAACUCGAGUUAGCAAAUUAUAAAAAUACCAGUACUCUUCUAAUUUUCUACCUCUGUUAUACGUCUACCCAAAUUUACACAUUGGUUGUAAAGAAAUUCAUAAACUGGUUUCAGAGUAAUACAGCAAGGCAAAGGACAAAAAAUAAGAACCAAACAUUUUUUUUUUUGACAAAACAACUAGGGAAGAUGCUCACUACUAGAUAUCAUUACAUUAUUUAAAGUUUUUCUCAUUUAAAUUCUCUCAAGUGAAUAAGCAAACUAUCUGAAACAAAUUGAGGAUUUGCAGAGAAAUUCAAGACUUGGCCAUUUUGUGUGUGGGUAGUACUACUGAAAUCAUUGGAAUGAGUCUAGCCUAUUCAAUAUAUGUAAAAUUCAUAUGACCUAAACAUGUUACUCCUCAACCAUACAUAUAUGACUCAGCUCAUAGGGUGCUUGCUGCCAAGCCUGAUCCCUGACUUUGAUCCCCAGAAUCUACAUGGUGGAAGGAGAGAACUGACUCCCAUAGUUGUCCUCUGAACUCUAAUGGCAUGCCACGUCAUGCAUGUCCACACACACAGAUACACACAUAGUCCAAAUAGAUAAAAUCCUAAAACUGAUGGAAAUAAAACAGAAUAUGUCACUUUAGAGUAAGAGUAUCAAAAAUAACCCCACAAACAUGGAAUAGUCUAUUUACUUUUAGUGUGUAACCCACGUAUGUAUACAAAGAGAAAUAUAUCAGUAUGUUCCCAGAAUCAUGGUUUGUAUUGCUCCAAAGUGUAACAUUUUCAUCAACAAAUAGAUCAGUAUGUUUAUUUCUAUGAUAGGAUACUAUACUGUAAAAUAUACAACAUUCACAUGUAGUUACGUGGAUAGGCCACAAUAUUUUGAGAGAAAAAAAGUGAAAUAUACAGUGAAUAAUGGUAUAAUAUUUGUAACUUAAUAAACCAGUUCAAAGAACAGUAAUACCAUUUAUGGUAUUAGUUGCCUUUGAGGAUGUAGAUGGGUUUUGUGGGAGUUGUUACAUUGAUCUGUAAUACUUCUUUAAUAAAAGGAUGAAAGCAAAUAUUACAGAGCUGACAAGUCUGGUUGUCAAAAUUAGUUCUAGGACUUUAAAGCUUUAGUUGCCUGCUUUUUCUAAAGUAAGUCAGUAGGUACAGGAUGCGUGGCCUUAUAGAAUUGGUUUUAGAAUAGCAUGUGUGUGUUAUUUUUAUUUAAUCUUCAUAUAAAUAAGCCUGAUUGAAGAUGCUUUGUUUACUGUAAGGGUUAGAAGUUUUCUUAAAGACUCAUGUGUUGAGAGCUUGGACUCCAAAACAGGUAUUUAUGAGUGAUUUGAUCUUGGUGUUCAGACCUCUUCAAAUGUUUAGCCCAUUAAUGGAUUCCUAGUUGAUAGUGGACAGUGAAGCUGUAGGAGAUGAUACUUAGUAAGAGGAAGUAGGUCACCUGAAGCAUACCUUCAAAAGGGACGAUAACUUCCCCCUUAGUUCAGUUGAUUUUCUUAGGCCUUCUUGUCAUCGUAACAAAAAGCUGGCGCGAAGUCUAUAUAACAUGAAUUGGGAUAAUGAGAAUCAUCAGUAUACAACAUUUGAGGCCAGCUGUAAAAUUGUAAAGCGUGUUAUCUUUUACAUAGUUCUUUCUCUAGUUGAAAGCAGUAGAAAAACAACAAAAAAAGUAUUUCUUGGAAUAUUUGACUCUCAAUUUUAAAACAGAAAAGUCCAAUUGCAUUUGGGUUAGUUUUGAAGAGGAGAGGAACUGUGCACAAUGCCAGAUAAGGACUGGUACCCAGAUCACAGCAGGAGCAAAGUUCAGUUUGUCUCAACAAAGCUUUUUUCAGUGUCUAUAUUCUUAGUUUUUGUUUUUAUUUUUAUUCUUGUCAUUGGAGGUUUUGUGGGUAGUGUUAAGACAUUGAGGCUGGCCUCAA